This is a messenger RNA of Ricinus communis (castor bean), 4791 nucleotides long. RefSeq lists its product as uncharacterized. Gene Ontology annotation, molecular function: protein binding. The record is from RefSeq and is a predicted model, not a curated record. Lineage: Eukaryota; Viridiplantae; Streptophyta; Magnoliopsida; Malpighiales; Euphorbiaceae.
AUGGCGAUUCUGUCUCAGAGGACAGCUGAGGAUAUCAGAAUUAGAGCCCAUGAACUCGUGAGGUUGCAUACGAAAUUCACUGAUAAUUUAGCUUGUAUCACUAAGUCUGAAUUCCUUGUUGGACGGAGUCCCCCAGCAUGGCCGUGGUACAAGUUAAUCACUGAUGGAAGCUUUAUGGCUAGAACGGGGUUGGCAACUGCUGGUGGGCUUUUGAGGGACAGCUGUGGGAAUUGGCAGUGGGGAUUUGCGAUGAAUAUUGAGGAUGAGGCCGUGUUGCCUAGUGUGCAUUCCUCCCUUGCUGUGGGGAUCAAGAACUUUUUAUGGAAAGACUGGCAAGUUCGUAUCACUCAUAUGUACAGGGAGGCAAAUUUUUCUGCGGACUUUUUGGCUAAGAAGGCUGCUGCUCUUCGUUUGGGCUUGCAUGUGUUUGACAAGCCUCCGGAGGAUAUUAAGGAUAUCCCUUUCCAAGAUAGCUGUGGUGUUAGCUUUUCUCGCUUUGUUGUGGAUCGCCGUUCAGAGUAUUCUUCGUUGUUCAAAUGGGUUGUUCCUAACUUCCAAAAUCUCAAGCCUAAAUCUUUACAUAGUCCGUAUUCUGUAGUGGGUAGGUUUGAAUUUAGGCUUAUAUUGUACCCAAAAGGAGUCACUUUAUCUUUACCUGGAUACAUUUCUCUUUUUCUUCAGAUUAAUGAUCCUCGUGGCAGUCUUGAUUGUUGUGCCAGUUACAAGAUAACCAUUGUUAAUGUGGUAAAUGAUCAAAAGUCUUUUUAUAGGGAGAGUUGUUAUAGGUUUUCCAAGAUUAGAAAAUCAAUUGGUUGGCCUGUAUUUACUGCUCCCAAAACUAUUUUAGACCCUGCAUCUGGGUUUUUGUUUAGUGGAUCUUUGCUUGUUAGUCUUGAUAUACGUAUUUUAAAUGAGACGAGAUCAUUCUCAGGUGAUAAUGAUGAGACCAAAUCUUUUGUGUCGGAUGGGAGGGUUACUUGGACGAUAAGGAACUAUAGUUUGUUUAAGGAUAUUAUUAAGACACAGAAGAUGAUUAGUUCGUCUUUUCAAGUUGGAGAGGGGAAUCUUAGGAUUCAUUUGUGCAGAACUAUGGUUGACGGUAUUGAGUAUUUGUCAUUGGUUUUGGACAUUAAGGAUACUGAGAAACGUACUGUUAUUGGUAGGAGUUUAUGGUGUUUAUUUAGAAUAUGUGUGUUCAAUCAAAAGCCAGGGCUUAAUCAUGUGCAUAGAAAUAGUUAUGGGAGGUUUUCCGUACAUGGUCUUAGAGAUGAUACUACUCUUGGUUGGACUCAGUAUUUGAAAAUGUCUGAUUUUACUAGUGGAGGAUUUUUGGUGGAUGAUACUGUUGUUAUUGGUGUAUCAUUUCAUGCUAUUAGGGAAUUUAGCACUGUGGACAACUUGUUUGAGGGAAAAAGUACUGUUAGUCUGACAAAAAAAGGCGAAGGUUGUUCAAGAAAGUUCGUCUGGAAGAUUGUGAACUUUGUGGGGUUCAAGGGUAUUACGAAGAAGAAGAAACUUACAGGUCUAUGUAUUAAGAGCAGGACAUUUCGGGUUGGGAAUAUGGAUUUUCGCCUACUAGUUUAUCCUAAAGGGAAAUCUCAGAAGCCAUUCCACCUUUCACUGUUUCUUGAAGUCUUGGACCCGUUAGACACUUCUAGUGAUUGGAGUUAUUUUGUUAUGUACCGGUUGGCAGUCAUGAAUCAGAAGAUGAUUGAUUACUCUAUCAUCAGAGAAUCUCAGGACCGUUGCUCCAAGGCGACAGAAGAUUGGGGCUGGACUGGAUUUAUGACUCUAUCCAGCUUCUUUGAUCAGGGUUUGGGGUAUCUUAAUCAGGAUACUGCUGUCUGCUCUGGUGAGGUUCGAAUAUUAAAGGAGACAUUCAUACUGAAGAGCCUUAAUGAGUCAAACAACGAAAAGUCCUGUAUUAACAGGGAAGGUAAAAGAUGGUCUGUUUUAUGGAAGGUGGAAAACUUCUCAUCUUUAAAGGAUAUAAUGGCAAGACAACGUUUUUUCAAAUUUUUUCAGGUUGGUGGAUGUAAACUUCGAAUCGGGUUUUAUGAGUCAUCUGAAAGCAUAUGCGCAUACUUGGAGAGUGAUUCAUCAGUUGCUAGCGAUCCUGAUGAGAAUUUUUGGGUCAGUUACAGGAUUGCUUUGGUGAAUCAAAAGGACCCUGCUAAAAGUUUGUGGAAGGAAUCUUCUUUAUGCACAAAGAGCUGUACCAGUAAACCUCUUCAAUUUAUGAAAGUAUCAGAUAUGCUGGAACCAGGUGCUGGAUUUGCUGUUCAUGAGACGGCUACUUUUACUUGUGAAAUCCUCGAUUGCUGCCCAUGGUUUGAUUUCUCAGAAGCAGAGCUUUUCACCAUGGCCAAUGACCAUGAUGAUUCGUCCCAUGGCAUUAGCGAACUUUACGACCGUGAAGAUAUUAAGAUGAUGAUUGGAAAGAUGGAAAAUUUCUUCGGUGAGCUUCUUGUAAGCGCAAGCUGCUACCUUGUAGAUGAAGAUUCUCCUAGACAGCUCCUAGUUAAAUUGAAAGAGCUACUAAGGGGUACUGGUACAAUAGCUGUGCUUCUAGCUACAACACGCUGUUACCUUGAUGAUCCAACCCAUUGUAAUAGUUUUUUUUCUUCAAGACAAGUUCGCUGGUAUACUGUGGCAACUGUUAAGGUUUUACAACAGGCUAUCAAUGAUGCACUUCGGCAUAUUAUGAUUAAGUGUUGCAAACCAUUAAAUAACUCUAUUGAUGACAUUAUUGCUGCAAAUUCAAAAGACAAUAUGGUCGAAUUUAAUAGUUUUUUUCCUCAAGACAAGUGCGCUGGUAGUAAUGGUAGGGAGAAAUAUGGUGGAGCAGAUGAAUAUUCAGCUAUGUUAACUAGUACCACGGUAACUGUUAAGAUUUUACAACAGACUAUCAAUGAUGCACUUCUGGAUAUUAUGAUGGAGUGUUGCGAACCAUUAAAUAACUCUAUUGACGACAUUGUUGCUGCAAAUUCGAAAGACAAUUCAACUGUCUGUCAACUGGAAUCUCACUGUGAUAUUAGACCCAUGGUUUCAAUUCAAUCCUCCUUACAUGAAGGAUCCAGUAAUGGGGUUACUAUUACUUCCAGUUCUUGUCUUGCAGAAUGUUCGGCUAUAAACGGUCUAGAAACAUCUAUCAAAGAUCCCAUGGCUACAAAUAUUUUCAUGCUUUCAAGAUACACAGAUGUAGCUACAGCUUCUGCCCAGAAUACAGCUCAUAGUUACAAAAUACAUUUGUUUCCAAUAUCAGACUCAAAUACAUCAACAAAUAAUUCAGAGCAUCCUCUUGUUGCUUUUGCCCUUUUAGAUCAUCUCACUCAGCUAGAUUCAGGACCUGCACUGCAACCAACUAUUCUUGCUACUAUUAGUCGGUUGAACCUGGACAACGAAGGGUGGAAACAGACAAUAUGUCGAGCUUAUCAACUUCUGAGGAAAUCAAAUGGCGAAGUGCUGGGAGCUAUUAUUGACUUCUUGUUUGAAGCUGCAUCCCACUGCCAAUAUAUUCCUCAAGCAGUCAGAGCUGUUCAUGCAAGGUUAGAAAGUUUAGGAGCUGAGGUCUCAUCUUAUGUGUUUGAUCUUCUAAGCAAAACUGUGAACAGUAGGCGUGAGAUUGCGGAAUCAAUGUUGAGAGAAAUUGGUUCUGUCCUUGCACUUGAUGGUAACUGCUUAACUAACUCAAGCGAACUCUUUCCAGAUCAAGAAAAAGGAACUGCAACGAACUGUUUGGUAGAUGGACCACUUAAGGAUGCAAAUCAUCAUUUUUCUGACAUCUUUCUCUUGAUCAAUGUGUUAGCUAUUCCUUCCCUUGCUGGUGAAGCUUCCCAAGUUUUUGAGAGAGGUAUAGCGCAUGGAUUUAUUGAAGAUCAUUCAGUUGCCAUAAUCUUGGAAAAAUAUGCACAAAGAUUUAGUGUUAAAAAAGGAAGAGUCCUUUGUCUUGAAGGAGUUUUUACCUUAGUUCUUGCUCUUGUCAGGACAUUGUCUCUAUCUGGAAACUCUCGUGUUCAUGGUUUUGUUUAAGUUGUUUCUCCUGAAUCCUUAAAAUAUGGUCUCGUGAUCUGCCAUUUUGCGAGCACAUUGUGCUGAAACUCAUUAAAAUUACUGCAGACGUGAAGUAGCUAAUGGUACAGAACACUGAGCAAGUGUUGUCAUUUCAUCGUCUUCUUCUUUUCUUCCCUUCCUGUCUUACUCUUUCUAUUGCUUGCACAUACUCGUAAAUUUUGAUGUUUGGCUUGUGGGUUUCAACUGCUUUCUAGAAAUUAAUGUGAUUGGACCUAAAUGCUCAUCAUCUACUUCUGCAGCAACAUAUCAGCUCUCUUGACAAUGCACUUAAAGAGCAGAUGUCACAGCAUGCUCCUCUGUAUAGUGUGGGCUUGGAGAAUCUGUCAAUGAGGGAAUUGGAGAUGGUUUGGCGCAUCCAUGAAGAUGGGCUAAGAGAUAUCCGUAGCCUUCAUUAGCAUCAGCAUCAGCAUCGAUCAAAGUACUCCUAGGGGCAACCCUAUCUCAAAAGUGUUCUUCAGAACAUACGUAGCAAGCCACAUUCUCCGCCAGCCGUCUCGAAAUGACUGGACUUAUUUUGCUUUCUGCUGACCUGUGUUUUCUCCUUAUUCAAACCAUAUAAUAAAUGCCUACAUGUGAAACCCCAAGUUGUACAGUUUCUGUCUUCCUUCCAUGUCCCAUGUUCAUGUACUUAGCUUAGGCACCACUAAUGGUGAUUAUGGAAUUUCAUAACUUUUUCUGUUUGCACCAAAAAUACAAGAAGAAAAGAAUCAUAUUGCA